Messenger RNA from Mycena citricolor, 7113 nucleotides. The record is from the annotation of a GenBank genome assembly. Lineage: Eukaryota; Fungi; Basidiomycota; Agaricomycetes; Agaricales; Mycenaceae.
UUACUGUCUUGCGUCCGAUCACGCGCGGCCGAUGGACACGCUUCUCACGUGAUCGUUACAUGCCGAAAUGCCGAGGUCACGUUCUUGUUUACAGGCUUCCCUCAGCUCUUCUGUGUCAGCUCCGACUCUCUCUCGAGUCUACUCAACGACAAAGAUGAACGGACUGCCACUUCAGCUGGCCAGCACUGUUUUUCUUACCAUCCCCACGGAGAUAUGAUCGGCUAGGCAACAUUUCAGCAAGCGUUGCUGAUUGCGCCUGCACAAUGAAUACCCGGCUUUUCCGUUGCAUGAUAACUUUUGAGCACGUACUGGGUGAACUCUACUUGUGGUUCGAUAGCAUCGUUCCUAUAAAAUGCCAACCCAUCCGGUAUGCUGGCUUCCCCAUUCAGUGCCACCCUAUCCCCCCACCCGGUAUGCCCUCCGAGCCCAUCGAAGCAGAGCUCGCGUACCCUGCUGCGCUCAGCAGGGCACAGGAGGAGGAAUUCCGACAGCUGGAACACGAGGGCCCACUUCCGAGCCAGACCGCGACGAAACUGGGCUCUUCGUCACACAGUCUCGGCGAUCUUGAAGCCAAUUUCAUGCGCGCGGGAAGCACGUCGUCAAGUUUGAGCCGGGUGCGGGAGAGGAUCCAAGAGAAUGGAGCUUGGGACGGAAAUGUAUGCCUGGCUGUCGCUCUCGGUAGCUCGAUCAUCACCGGAGACCUACAGGGACCCGUGGCCGACCUGCAUACGACGCAAGAGACCGUGAACCUGUCGGUGACAUGUUUUGUGAUCGGUUUUGGCGUAGGACCCCUUUUCUUCGCGCCACUUUCGGAGGUCAUUGGAAGAACGCCCAUCUACGCGAUCAGCAUGUUCUUCUACUUUAUCUUUACAAUGCCCAGCGCCCUGGCGCAGAAUGCUGCUACGCUCGUCGUCGCGCGACAGCUGGCCGGACUGGCUGCUUCGGCACCCAUGUGCAAUGUCGGUGGAAGCGUGGCCGACGUGUGGGCUGUCGAGGACCGAGGAUUACCAAUGGCGUUUUUCUCUGCUACGAUCUUGACCGCUGGUGGGAGGCUGGAUCGGAAUGUACGCCGGCUGGCGGUGGAUCUGUUCGUGACUUCAUUCGCUUCAUUGAUUUCAUUUUCUCAAGUGCCUGGACAAGACUGGGUCCUUUUCAUAUUCACUGGUCUAACUUUCGCCAUGACCCUCUUCAUCCCUGAGACAUUGUCACCUGUGCUCUUGAGACGUAAGGCUGCGAGGCUCCGCAAGGAAACUGGCGACGACAGUUACCGAUCGCUCGGCGAACUGGAGCAUAUACCCUUCUCCCAGACCCUGGGCACAGCUCUACUUCGUCCAGUGAUCAUGGUCUUCACUGAGCCAGUGGUGCUCUUCAUGUCCUUUUAUCUGUCCUUCGUGUACAGCCUGCUCUAUCUUUUGUUCUUUGCCUAUCCUAUCACGUUUGCCGAGAUCCGAGGCUUUAGUCCCGGUAUGACCGGCGUCACAUUCGUCAGCAUCAUCGUCGGAAUCUCCAUUGCGAUGGUAUGCAUGCCUCAGCAGGAGAAGCUCUACGCGCGCGUCACUGUCUAUGGCACAUUUCCCGAAGCACGUCUGUAUCCCAUGAUGGUCGGGGCGAUCGUCCUGCCCAUCGCCUUGUUCAUCUUCGCAUUCACGGGCGCCUAUUCUUGGGUCAACUUUAUGGGGCCAUGUGUUGCCGGCGCCCUGUUUGGUUUUUCGAUGAUCCUCAUCUACGUGUCGGCCAAUUCCUACAUCGUCGACUCGUACUCGUCCUACGCAGCCUCCGCCAUCGCCGCAAAGACUAUCAUGCGUUCCCUCAUCGGGUCGGCCGUCCCGUUGUACGUCAACCAGAUGUUCGCCCACAUGGUUUCCAAUGGGCUGCCGUCAUCAGCCAUGGCGAUGCAGAAGAGUUGGGUGCCCCGCCUCCUCUACUACCCCCUGACGCUAGCACUCGUGCUCACAAGUCUCCGCCUCGUCUACAAAACGCGUCGAACGACACCUCAUAGUCUAAUCCCACCGUCUCUGAGGAUCCCUGCGCAAUGUACAGCUAUUCUCGCGCCGAUUCUGCCUUCAGAUAGCUAUCCGACGGACCGCAAGACGUCAGACCGAUACGUCCCAGGCACGCGACCGGUACUACUGCGUAAUGCGACGCUUUGGACAGGAAGGGACGACGGGCGGGAGAUCAUUCGCGGCGCGAGCAUUCUACUCGAUCAGGGUCUCAUUGUGGCCGUGCUUCAGGAAAUGCCUGAUGUUCAGGGUCUGGCGAAGGAGCGCGGACUGGAGAACAUCGAUGUGGUCGAUGUGCAGGGGAAAUGGGUUUCACCCGGAAUCGUCGAUGCACACUCGCAUCUCGGUGUCGGGAGCUCGCCGUUCUUAUCUGGUGCGCUGUAUCUUCUUUUCUUCAACAAAUUGGCGCUGAGUGCAAUGACCCAAGGCUCGUCGGACGCCAAUUCGCGCAAAGCUCCCAUCCUUCCUUGGCUGCGUAGCGUCGACGGUCUCAACACGCACGACGACGCGUUCCGGCUGACGAUGUCCGGCGGUGUCACGACGGCGCAGGUUGUGCCAGGUAGCGCGAACAACAUCGGCGGUCAGGCAUUCCUCAUGAAAUUGCGACCCACAGCAGAACGGUCCACGUCUUCGAUGCUCCUCGAACCGCCGGGCAACUUGUAUAUCAACGAUACAAACGCCGAUCAGCGACCCCGGUGGCGGCAUAUGAAACACGCGUGUGGCGAGAACACACUCCGUGUUCAUUCGCAAACCCGCAUGGACGCCACAUGGGAGUUUCGGCGAGCCUACGACGCGGCGCGUCAGAUUCGAGACGCCCAGGACGCCUUCUGCAAGGCUGCUCAGCAAGGCUUGUGGGACGGCGAGUCCGAGUUUCCGGAGAGCCUCCAGUGGGAGUCGCUGGUGGAUGUCCUCAGAGGCCGUGUCCGGAUAUCUACCCACUGCUAUGAGCCAGUGGAUCUGGACUCUCUCAUGCGGCUCACGAACGAGUUCAAGUUUCCGAUCGCGUCUAUUCAUCAUGCUACAAGCACGUAUCUAGUUCCAGACCUCAUCAAAACGGCCUGGGGAGGGCCACCAGCCAUUGCGAUCUUUGCGUCUGACUACAGACCGAAACGCGAGACCUAUCGAACAUCUGAAUUCAAUGCCCGCAUCCUUUCGGAACACAACCUGUCUGUGGUCAUCAAGUCCGAUCACGCUGUGACAGACUCGCGUUUCCUGAUGUUUGAGGCGCAGCAGGCUCACUAUUUCGGACUUGCCACGGCGCUUGCUCUGUCUGCUGUCACUACGAAACCUGCCGCUGCAUUGGGGGUGGAAUGGAGAGUUGGACUGGUCGCGGAAGGUUACGAUGCGGAUAUCGUUGUCUGGGACUCUCACCCACUGGCGAUCGGUGCCAUUCCGGCUCAGAAUGCGCCGGCCACCCCGAACUGGGACAAAGAGACUAACAACACGCUCGCGUUUGACGGACUCCCGCCUCUCGAGGGUCGCUUGAAUCGAGGGCUAGUCAAGUUCGUCGGCGUCAAGAGCUUGUGGACAAGGAGCGUGGAAGGCAACGGCCUGGACCGAAACACCGGCUAUGGUGGAAAUACAAGCUUCAGUGUGAUUGUGGGGAACGGCAAGGUGUUAUGCAGCUCGGAUUCUGCGUGUGCUCACUUGGAUGCUGGCGAUAUCGAGACUGUCGAUCUCGAGGGAGGUUCGCUGUCUCCAGGACUUACGUCGUUCGGAACCAAUCUCGGGUUGAGCGAGAUUGAGAUGGAGCCUUCUACGAUGGAUGGGGCGGUGUUUGACGAGUUGCGUGGGCCGGUCCCAAGUAUUCUGGGACACAGCGUCAUUCGCGCAGUCGACGGACUUCAAUUUGGGGGUCGGCAUGCGCUACUUGCCUACCGCGCCGGAGUGACUACCGGGAUCUCUGCGCCAAUUGGGCGGUUCACUCGGGGCAUCGCCGCUGCAUUUGAUCUGGGUGCUAGCCAUGGUUUGGAUACCGGCGCUGUAGUCCAAACGGAGACCGCAUUGCAUGUUGGUGUCAGCUUGAGCUCGCGGCUGAGCGUGAGCACGCAGAUUGCGGCGUUGCGAUUGGCCUUGUCCGUGGGGGAUGGUCCGUGGGUACGCGUCAGGAAGGCAAGUCUCAUUGCCGUGUUGGAUACGAUCAGACCGAUUGAUUGCCAACAGGGUGAGAUCCCUCUCGUAGUAAUGGUGCACAACGCGGAUAUCAUGGCCACGCUGCUGAUGGUCAAGCACGAGAUCGAGGCAACGUCGGGAAGCGCACUCCGCAUGACCUUCGCUGGUGCUCUCGAAGCACAUCUCCUUGCCAAGAAAAUCGCCGAGGCGAACGUUAGCGUCGUCGUAUCCCCGGGAAACCAUUUCCGGGCGCAUUUGAGAUGCGGAGAAGGUCGCAUGCCGGGGCCGCCGCUCACCGGGGAUUCGUCGUUCACCAUCCUCCUCAAACACGGAGUCAACACUGGAAUCGGAAUCAACCAAGUAUACCUCGCUCGCAACGCAAGAUUUGACAUGUCCAUGACCCAGCUGAACUCUGCCGGGAUGAUUGAUCAAGCCGCAGCAUUGGCCAUGGCAUCCAUCAAUGUAGAACGAGCAUUGGGCCUGAAUCCGCCUGCGUUUGGAAUGGAGGACUUGGUGGCUUAUCGAGGCGGGCAAGUAUUCGACAUGGAGAUUCCCAUGCGGACCCCGGCACGAACCCGUCCUGUCUUGUGCUCGACAAUGAUGGCGACUAGUCCACUCCACGCUCUUUUCCGACGACGCUCCCUUCGUAAACCCGCCUUCGCCUUCGCCCUGUUCAUCGUAAUCCUCAUACUCACACACUUCUUCCGCGACGAGUCCGUGUUUCUCGAUGCCGAGCAGACCACCCGGAUCGCCUUCCAGCUUGCCAGCCGCCGUGCACGAACCGUGACCAAGACACAAGUGCAUUUGAGGACGGAGACGGAGACGAUGACCCAUUGGGCCGCGCAUACCCAUACGCAGACACUCACGCAGACGGUAACGCAGCUGGGACAUCGCGCGCUGCCGACGGAUGUGAUUCCCCCCAUGCCAUUGAUGGAUGACGAUGUGCAGCAGGGUGUCCUCCGCCUCCCUGAGAUGCCCGACCUUCCUGGUUUCGGUGCCGGUGUUGAUGCGCAAGCGGCACAAAUCCAGCAUAACCACACCUUCCUCCCCAACGGCAUCCUCAUCGUCAACCCCCUCGCGCCGCACCCUAUUCCCAUCCUCAUCGAUCGAGCCACUCGAGCAUGGGAAGCAAAGCUUGCCAAUGCGAGCACGUCUUUGCGGGGUGCCGUUGCCGAGUACACCCGGCGCUACGGCCGCGCGCCGCCGCAGGGCUUCGACGUGUGGUGGGGCUACGUCCAGGCGCACGCCGUGCAACUGCCGGAUGAGUACGAUCAGAUCGAGAAGGAUUUGGGCGCGUUCUAUGGCGUGCGGCCGGACGUCCUGCAGCAGACGCAGAGAGACUGGGAGGCCCACCGGGACUCAUACACAAUUGGGGUGGACGACGACGGGUGGGAGGAGGGGCUGGAGGAAGACGAGUUGCUCAAGGACAGAGAGCGGACGCGGUUCCGCGUGCUGAAUUACACGCUGCCGGCUGACCCGAACGUCCGCCACGAGCUGAUGCUCGGCGCGUUCCAGGUUAUCGAUCUGCUCGAAGAGGUCGAAUGGGAGUUGCCAGAAUUCAGAGCCGUGUUCAGCCCUCACGAUAGUCCCAAUAUCGUUUCCGAUUGGGCGUUGCUACAGGAAGCACGAGCCGCAGCGAAGGCCGGCAAGCAUCUGGACCCAAACCAGCCACCAGCUCACAAACAAGGCUGGGUAUCUGCUUGUCCGCCCUCGUCACCAGCGCACCUAGCAGUGGGCACUGAUGAACUGCCACCUCCAUUUGAGGGUCAUCGACCUAAUACCGCCCCUCCCAGUGUCCCCGGCGGUGAUCCUCGGACGCGUGAUCAACCCAAAUCGUUCAUUCAUUCGCAAAAAGAGACCACGGAUCCUUGUCUGCAUCCUGCGCUCAUGCGAAAGCACGGUGCCUACCUACCCCACGGCGAUGGACCUGGCCCAUAUCCAUCUCUGAUCCCGCAAUUCAGCUACAGUGUCACUCCCCUGCACAGCGACAUCCGGACCGCGAUGCCUCUGAACUGGGUAAGCGACGACUUUCCUCCGCAGGCCGAUCUGCCCUGGGAACAGAGAACAGACGAACGGUUGCAAUGGCGGGGGAGCAACACCGGGAUCUGGCACUCUUCCGAAGGCCGAUGGAGAGACUCACAUAGGAUACGGCUCGCAGCGCUGACGUCGGGAAUGGGCGCCCCGAACGUCAGUGUUUUGCUGCCCAGCGACGACUCGGCUGUGGGUGACCCAGUCGAUGUGCCCAGAUCGCGGUAUGUGAACGCGCUGUUUGACGUGGCCUUUACAAACGGGGGGACGCAUGGAGGCGAGCGGGGCCGGCCGAGUAACUGCGAACCCGGUCAGUGUGAAGUGCUCGAGAAGAUGUUUGAGUGGCGGACUCCGCAUAACUUGGAAGCGGCCUCAAAAUACAAGUAUAUCCUCGAUGUCGAUGGCCACGGCUGGUCUAGCCGUUUCAAGCGUCUGAUGAAUUCUGGAUCGCUCAUCUUCAAGGCCACGACGUAUCCAGAAUGGUUCAGCGACCGAGUGCAGCCAUGGGUCCACUUCAUCCCCGUUCAAAACUCGUACUCGGACCUCAUCGACUCGCUCGUCUUCUUCCGAGGCGAUCCCAGCGGCCGGAAUGCCCACGACCAUCUGGCAAAGAAGAUCGCCGCCGCCGGCCAGAAAUGGAGCCACGCGUUUUGGAGGAAGGAGGACAUGGUCGCCUAUAUGUAUCGGCUGUUCCUGGAAUACGGGCGUGUCAUGAGCAGCGAUCGGGAGGCCAUGUCUUUCGAAAUGUGGGACGAUCGAGGAGACGACGAGAGAAGGGAGGCAGCGUUGAGAGCCAGAUGGUUGUAAAAGCUUUGUCUUUGUUGUCAGGAUUUCUUUACGGGGGAGGCAUCCCAGUCGCAUUCAUAGACUGUAUUCCGAUCGCGGACUGUCCAUUCAUGUGGUACACAUAUGUAUAAUAAUACGCACACUCCUUACAACUAACUACAAGUCGUUCGCCAACACCUAAACCCUG